This is a messenger RNA of Acanthisitta chloris (rifleman), 1248 nucleotides long. It is a transcript of the gene SCPEP1, whose product is annotated as serine carboxypeptidase 1. The transcript is spliced from 12 exons. Gene Ontology annotation, molecular function: serine-type carboxypeptidase activity. The record is from RefSeq and is a predicted model, not a curated record. Gene Ontology annotation, biological process: proteolysis. Lineage: Eukaryota; Metazoa; Chordata; Aves; Passeriformes; Acanthisittidae.
CCCAAAGAGCUGUGGGGAUAUGUGCAGGUUCGGAGUAAGGCUCACAUGUUCUGGUGGCUCUACUAUGCAAACCACCCAGCCAAAAACUUCACAGAAUUACCUCUUGUCCUGUGGCUUCAGGUGAGUGAUACAUAGGAAGGCUGUGGAUUUGGGAACUUUGAAGAGAUUGGUCCUUUAGACAAAGAAAUGAAGCCAAGAAAUACAACCUGGUUGCAGGCAGCCAGUAUCUUGUUUGUGGAUAAUCCUGUGGGCACUGGAUUUAGUUAUGUGGAUGAUUGUAGCUUGUUUGCCAAAAACCUUUCUGCGGUAGUUUCUGAUAUGAUGGUUUUCCUCAGGGAAUUCUUCACAUGCAGAACAGAGUUCCAGACCAUCCCAUUCUACAUCUUUUCUGAGUCUUAUGGAGGGAAAAUGGCUGCUGGCAUUGCUCUAGAGCUGCAUGAGGCUGUUCAAAAAGGGACCAUAAAGUGCAAUUUUAGGGGGACUGCCCUCGGGGACUCAUGGAUUUCUCCAUUGGACUCUGUGUUGUCCUGGGGGCCCUACCUCUACAGCACUUCUCUCCUCGAUGAUAAUGGUCUAGCAGAGGUAACUGCUGUUGCCAAAGAAAUAAUGGAUGCAAUAAAUAAAAACCAAUACGGACUGGCCACUGAGCUCUGGGGCAAGGCUGAAGGUGUCAUUGAAGAGAAUACAGACAAUGUGAAUUUUUAUAAUAUCAUGACUAAGGACGUUCCAGAAAUGAAAUCGGAUGAACAAGAAAAUCUCCAUCUCAUGCGUCUCUACCAGCGCCACGUGGGAGACAUGCACCGGGGCAGCCUGGCUGAGCUGAUGAACGGCCCCGUGCGGCAGAAGCUCAAGAUUGUUCCUGACUGUGUGACGUGGGGAGGUCAGUCCAGGAAGGUCUUUGAGAACAUGGCUGAGGACUUCAUGAAACCUGUCAUCGAUAUUGUUGAUCAGCUUUUGGCAGCCAAGGUCAAUGUUACAGUCUAUAAUGGGCAGCUGGAUCUCAUUGUUGACACCAUGGGCCAGGAGUCAUGGAUCCGCAAACUGAAGUGGCCUAAUCUGGACCAGUUCAGCCAGAAGAGGUGGAAGGCUCUGUAUGUGUGUCCAGAAUCUACUGAGACAGCUGCUUUCCACAAGGCCUACGAGAACUUUGCUUUCUUCUGGAUUCUCAGGGCUGGGCACAUGGUACCAGCUGACCAAGGAGAGAUGGCACUGAAGAUGCUGAGGAUGGUGACCCAACAGCAGCCCUAG